This is a messenger RNA of Xenopus laevis (African clawed frog), 1968 nucleotides long. Its product is annotated as CD48 antigen-like. Lineage: Eukaryota; Metazoa; Chordata; Amphibia; Anura; Pipidae. The record is from RefSeq and is a predicted model, not a curated record. Bases 78 to 1073 code for a protein of 331 amino acids. The transcript has 7 exons.
UUUUUUCUCAUACUUACAGGAAAAGCCUUCAUAGCUGUUGUACAGAGCUCGGUGUUACAGCAGUUUGUGCCACAGUUAUGUGUUGCUUCAGCUACUGCCUCCUCCUCCUCCUCCUCCUCCUCCUGUCUCUAGACUAUGGUUGUACUAAUUACAAUGGACAGGACAAAGAGUACAAGACAAUAAAAGGGACCAUCGGCAAGCCUCUCUAUCUUCCUUCUAAUAUCACAAAUCCCAAUCUGAAACACUGGCUGAAGAAAGUGACGAACAAUGCCAGGACCAAAAUAUUACUGUAUGAUCCAAAGAACAAGGAGAAAUAUGUUUCCAAUGAGGUUCCAUUCAGAUUCAACACCAGUAAGAUGGUAUUUGAGAUUCUCAGGGUGCAGAGAAAGCACGAGGGACGUUAUAUCAUCAUAGAAGAAGGAGAUGGAGAACUUGAACUUGACAAAUUCCAUAUAAAAGUUUACGAACCAAUAACCAAUGUAUCGAUUGGGCAGACGGAAACCCCUAUGAUGAACGACAGCUGUUUGAUUACACUCAACUGUACGACACUGGGAGGAGAUGAUGUGAUCUACAACUGGACCCAAAACCGGGAAUAUUUACAGAACAACAGCAGCGUCUUAGAAGUCACUCUAUUACCUGACAGUGCCAGCGUCUCUUAUACCUGCAGAGCCACCAAUCCGGUCAGUCACGGCUUUGCCUCCAUCAACCCCCUGGCAACCAGAUGCAGCACUAAGUCAGAGCAGAGAUGGGACAUACUUCUAAAAGUGGUUGUUGCAAUUCUAUUGGCAGUUCUUGCGCUGACAUUACUUACUGUCCUUUACAUAUAUCAACCAACAAAGAAAGGAUCAUUUUCGUUGGAUCCACAAAGACAACAUCCAGUGCCGGAGCCAUAUCCAGAGCCGGAACCUGUGCAAACAGAAAUUAACACAGUCUAUGCGGCUGUACAGAAAAUGCAGGCUCCAGUGCAUUCACCAACUGCAGGACCUUGUACUAUAUAUGAGCUUGCAGGCCCAGUGGGGAAUCAUUCUCACCAGUCCGCGUACCCUGAAAGAACCAGCGGCUUCAACUCAUAACUGGCUCUCUGAACAACAUGUCCAGGUCAAGACACACAACUGGUAUUUUCUUCCUUCUGAAUUUUGACUUCUUCUGACUGACUUCUUCCACCGACAAUUUUGGGAAUCUGAUCCGUUCUGAACAGGAUUUACCCAAUGGCCUAUAAGAAUUGGAUGCAAGAGAAAGAACUGGAUUACCCUGAUUGGAUACUCAAUAUCCAAAAGAUCAGCAGAGGUUGUUUAGGCCCCAGGCCUAGAACUUGAGCACCUGUAUGAAGUGCCUACUUGUGCAUCCAUGGCUUCAGUACUGUACCCCCUGGUGUUCAACAUACACUGUGUCCUGUGGAAAUACUGUACAUAAUUUAGGCACAACUCUCUUACAAACACUCUGAAAUGGCCGGGAAGGUUUCAGUUCACUAAUGGUGGUGUCUUGUUGUCCCCAUGUAAUGCGACUGGUGUCAUAUGGUCUUCUUUGCCUCUACUGGGAUAAUGGUGGGGUGGUACACAGGGGACAGUAAUCCAGAGGGACUUUCCUGUACUUUACUUACUGGGAGUUGUGUGCUUAAUCACAUGGCAAUAUAUGGGAUAAAUUUAGGGAUUCUAGUCACUGAGCCACACUGAGGCCAUUCAUGAGAUGCCUCUUUUCAACCUCCAAGUGCUGACCUUUCCUGUCCCAGAGUGGUCCGGUGGGGGGGCUCUUUUAAGAGGGCUCUUAAAGUUUUUUUGCUGACCCUGGUAACUUGUGGGGCACUGCCACCUGAGUCAUGGCAGGAGCACCCUUGGAUGGUAGUGAUGUGUGGGUCGAGUUUUUCACGACCCAUACCUGACCUAGACCCGACCUCCCUCAAUCCCAGCCCUACUUCCCCCUUCCUUUUAUAGACCAGCGAUGACAUCACAAAAGGGGCAGGGCGAGCAG